Molecule: messenger RNA, 698 nt
Organism: Drosophila bipectinata
Lineage: Eukaryota; Metazoa; Arthropoda; Insecta; Diptera; Drosophilidae
Gene: cl
Product: thioredoxin domain-containing protein 17 clot
Cellular component (GO): cytosol
Molecular function (GO): protein-disulfide reductase [NAD(P)H] activity
Source: RefSeq, a predicted model, not a curated record
GUUUCCACAUCCGCGCAGGCUGGCAACCCUACUCAAACCAACAACAAGUUUUUUUUCUGCCAAAGAGUCGGCGAAACCCGGUAAUAAAACGAACAUAACUUUUUUAAUCCAGUCACUCCGUCGAGAGCCAAGCAUCACGUCGCUCCAAACUAUAUUCGGUCGGCUGUUCAGACGCCUAUAUUCGGUGAAUCCUAAUCCCGGCAACACAAUGGUGGUCACACACAACGUAAAGGGCUACGAUGAGUUCUCCAAGAAGAUGGAGGAACUGGAGAACGGCAAUGGGUCCGUCCACGUCCUCUUCAGCGGAGGCAAGGAUGAGAACGGGCUCAGCUGGUGCCCUUACUGCGUCAAAGCGGAGCCGGUGAUACACGAUGCCCUGAAGAAGGCCCCCGACAACUCCCACUUUGUGCAUGUUGAUGUAGGCGAGCGCGCUUACUGGAAGGACUUGAACUGUCCGUUCCGCAAGGACCCAAACACUCAUUUGGUAUUUCUGCCCACUCUUCUGCGUUGGAAGCAACCUCAGCGCCUGGAUGGCGAGCGCUGCUCCAACAAGGAUCUCGUUGAAAUGAUGUUCGAGGAUGAGGAUUAGGCAUUGGUGCCCGGUGUCUUUACUUAAAUAUACAUUUAUUUUGGAAUAUUACUCAAUUUGGAAUACACAGAAGUCUAAACACACAUCUAAUUAAAGCGCCGCUCAAUAA